Messenger RNA from Vitrella brassicaformis, 1536 nucleotides. The record is from the annotation of a GenBank genome assembly. NCBI's taxonomy places the organism in Eukaryota, Vitrellaceae.
CUGCUCAUACUUCUUUCAGCAAAAAUGCGUGUCGUCUACGUCCUUCUCAUUUCUCUCGCCCUUGUACCUGCCGUGUUUGGGUGGUCCCUUUCUCCAUCCCGCCAUGCCGUUCGAAAUGACCGGUUUGUGAAGGGGUUUCUGGGCCGCUCUCAGACGACGGACGGGAGAUACCGCCGCCGACACGACAGGGGACUCAUCCACAUGGUAAGUCAGCAAGGGGGUGAGCAUGCACCAGAUCUGCAGACACCAUCGACGCACACACACACACAUCGAUUGGAUGCUCUGGUGUGCGCUGCUGUGCUGCUCAGAUAUCCUAUCGGAACAUGAGAACGGGUAGAGCAGGCGACAUAAUCACUCACACGAGGGCCGACGUUCAGUCGAACCCUUUGGAGAUCCGCUGCCCCCUAUCACAAGACUUCAGAGACCGACUCAAGUAAUUAAGCAUGAGGGAAACAUGUCAUUCAUUCAGACAUCAUGGUGGCUUGCGGCCGAUCAUGCAUCCUCCCCACUCAGCACAUCGUUCGGAAUGGCGAGCUACAGCGAGCACCCUGCCAUCUGGCUCGGCACCCUGGUUUGGCCUCUUGUGCAGGAAAUCGUCACAGCCGGAUAUCCACUCUUGAAGUUCAACGAGUACUACUUGUGGAACACUCGCUUCAAUCGAAAGACGGGCAAGCUGGUGGACAAGCGGCCUGCCUUUGUGUUGGAGUGGGAUGGCCGUCCGUGGUACUGGAUAAUCUUUGAGGGCUGUGAGUAUGACGACCUGCCCAACUAUGCCGAGCACGUCUUACACAUCCGCAAGAAGAACCUGGGCAACUAUGGGGCAGUGACAGACGGACGGGAAUGGUUCCUGUGCGAGCUGCCCAACGAGCCUGACGUCGACGAGGGAGAGCUGAAGACGGAGCCAGUGGAGUUUCUGAGUCUGGGGGACAUGAAGUCAUGCGAGAAGUUUGACACGUAUGACCAGGUAGGUAAUCUGCACAGCUAGAAAGAGAAGCAGUCAAAACAUCUGUUCGCCUCGUGUGCUUGCUCAUCGACCAGGCGCAGGAGAUUGUCGAUUGGAUUCUGCGGGAGCUCAGGGAGCAGGCGCUCGAGAAUCCCGUCGAGUGGACAGGCACUCCUGAGUGGCAACAAGAGAGAGAGAGGAGGGAAGCAGAAAGAAAGGCAGGGCUGGAGCAGGGGAUGGCUAACUAAGCGAGUGGACCGGCCACAAGAUCGUUAAGUCACUCGCGUUGGACGUCACAGAGAGUGGGGGUGAGCGUCUGAUGAAGGAGGCAGCUGCAGUGGAGGUGCUGAAAUGGGUGAGAGAUUGAGUGGAUGGAAAGGGGAUGGGCACAGGCCUGACUGGUUUUUGUGUGUUGUGCAUAUACCGCAGUUCAUCAACGAGAGCCGCAUCGGCAUCGGUCUCCUGGAAGGCGUGUCGAAGCGCAAGCGAUAGACACAGAUGGAGAGGAGAGAGAGGACAGAACGGGCCACAUGUCCAGCAGCAGAGACACACACUUGCAUUAACAAACUGUAACUUGCUCAAGUAAAUCAAGC